UGGGCUUGGUAAAAGCUUGCCCUUUUCUACCUGUUGGUGAGUCAUCAUGUGAAGUAGCCUCUGCUGGGCCGGGGAGCUGCCCACCUUCCUUGGCCUGGAGAAGAGGCAGGUGGAACUUCCGGGUUUCCUACAGGGUGGGCGGAAAUGUUGUGUGCCGGCACCAAGGACCCUUUUGCCAUUGUCCCCUUCUCUUUCCUGCCCAGGGUCCCCAUGGCGCUCCCUGAGACUGGCCUGGCUGUCUUCUUCCUCCUGCGGAUGGCCUUUACCCUGAACCCUGAGGACCCCAACGUGUGCAGCCACUGGGAGAGCUACGCCGUGACCGUCCAGGAGUCCUACGCUCACCCCUUUGAUCAGAUCUACUACACACGCUGUACCGACAUCCUGAACUGGUUCAAGUGCACCCGGCACCGGAUCAGUUAUAAGACGGCAUAUCGGCGCGGCCUCAGGACCAUGUACCGGCGCCGGUCCCAGUGCUGCCCUGGCUACUACGAGAACGGCGACUUCUGCAUACCCCUUUGUACGGAGGAGUGUGUGCACGGCCGCUGCGUGUCCCCCGACACCUGCCACUGCGAGCCCGGCUGGGGAGGCCCUGACUGCUCCAGCGGGGACCCAGGGGACCCUGCUGUCCAAGCUGUCUCCAGCCCUUCCGGUCUGGCCAGGGACCCAGCAGGAGUUAAAGGCUGCGACAGCGACCACUGGGGCCCCCACUGCAGCAACCGGUGCCAGUGCCAGAACGGCGCGCUGUGCAACCCCAUCACUGGCGCCUGUGUGUGCGCCGCCGGCUUCCGUGGGUGGCGCUGCGAGGAGCUCUGCGCGCCUGGCACCCACGGCAAGGGCUGCCAGCUGCCUUGCCAGUGUCACCAUGGCGCCAGCUGCGACCCCCGCACGGGCGAAUGCCUCUGUGCGCCGGGCUACACGGGCGUCUACUGUGAGGAGCUGUGUCCCCCCGGGAGCCAUGGUGCUCACUGUGAGCUGCGCUGCCCCUGCCAGAAUGGGGGUACCUGCCAUCACAUCACUGGCGAGUGUGCCUGCCCUCCAGGAUGGACGGGAGCAGUGUGUGCCCAGCCCUGCCCACCGGGGACAUUUGGCCAGAACUGCAGCCACGACUGUCCCUGCCACCAUGGAGGACAGUGUGACCAUGUGACUGGACAGUGCCACUGCACAGCUGGAUACAUGGGGGACAGGUGCCAAGAGGAGUGCCCCCUGGGGACCUUCGGCUUCCAGUGCUCACAGCUCUGUGACUGCCACAACGGAGGCCAGUGUUCGCCCACCACGGGUGCCUGCGAGUGCAGCCCUGGCUACAAGGGCCCUCGCUGCCAGGAGCGGCUAUGCCCCGAGGGCCUGCACGGCCCAUUAUGCUCCCUGCCCUGCCCCUGUGACCCUGACAACACUGUGAGCUGCCACCCAGUAACUGGAGCUUGUACCUGCCAGCCGGGCUGGUCUGGCCACCACUGCAAUGAGUCCUGCCCUGCUGGCUACUAUGGCGAUGGCUGCCAGCUGCCUUGCUCGUGCCAGAACGGUGCUGACUGUCACAGCGUUACAGGGGGCUGCACCUGUGCCCCCGGUUUCAUGGGAGAGGUUUGUGCCGUCCCCUGUGCCGCGGGCACCUACGGCCCCAACUGCUCAUCCGUCUGCAGCUGUCACAACGGCGGCACCUGCUCCCCGGUAGACGGCUCCUGCGCCUGCAAGGAAGGAUGGCAGGGUCCGGACUGCGCCCUGCCGUGCCCCAGCGGGACGUGGGGCCUGAACUGCAAUGAGACCUGCGCCUGCGCCAACGGGGCGGCCUGCAGCCCUGCGGAUGGCGCCUGCACCUGUGCCCCGGGCUGGCUAGGGGACACCUGUGAGCUGCCCUGCCCGGAUGGCACAUUCGGGCUGAACUGCAGCGAGCGCUGUGACUGCAGCCAUGCUGACGGCUGUGAUCCCAUCUCAGGCCACUGUUGCUGCCUGGCUGGAUGGACAGGCGUCCGCUGUGACAGCACAUGCCCAGCCGGCCGCUGGGGCCCCAACUGCUCUGUGUCCUGCAGCUGUGAGAAUGGUGGCUCCUGCUCUCCGGAGGACGGAAGCUGUGAAUGUGCCCCCGGCUUCCGAGGACCCCUGUGCCAGAGAAUCUGUCCCCCUGGCUUCUAUGGACUCAGCUGUGCCCAGCCGUGUCCCCUCUGUGUGCACAGCAGUGGGCCCUGCCACCACGUCAGCGGCCUCUGCGAGUGCCUCCCGGGGUUCUCUGGAGCCCUCUGCAACCAAGUGUGUGCCGGAGGGCACUUCGGGCAGGACUGUGCCCAGCUGUGUUCCUGUGCCAACAACGGGUCCUGCAGCCCCAUUGACGGCUCCUGCCAGUGCUUCCCUGGAUGGAUUGGCAAGGACUGCUCCCAGGCAUGCCCACCCGGCUUCUGGGGCUCCGCCUGCUUCCACACCUGCAGCUGCCACAACGGAGCGAGCUGUAACGCGGAGGAUGGGGCCUGCCAUUGCGCCCCAGGCUGGACCGGACUCUUCUGCACGCAGCGUUGCCCAGCAGCGUUUUUUGGCAAGGACUGUGGGCGCGUGUGCCAGUGUCAGAAUGGUGCCAGCUGUGACCACAUCAGUGGCAAAUGCACCUGCCGUACGGGCUUCACUGGACGCUACUGUGAACAGAGAUGUGCCCCGGGAACCUUCGGCUAUGGGUGUCAGCAGCUGUGCGAGUGCAUGAACAAUGCCACCUGCGACCACGUCACCGGCACUUGCUACUGCAGCUCUGGAUUCAAAGGCAUCCGCUGUGACCAAGCCGCUCUCAUGAUGGAGGAGCUGAACCCUUAUACCAAAAUCAGCCCUGCCCUGGGUGCGGAGCGGCAGUCGGUGGGCGCAGUCACAGGCAUCAUCCUCCUGCUGUUCCUCCUGGUGGUGCUGCUUGGCCUGUUUGCCUGGCGCCGGCGGCGACACAAAGAGAAAGGCCGGGAGCUGGCCCCUCGGGUGUCCUACACCCCUGCCAUGAGGAUGACCAGCACCGACUACUCCCUCUCAGAUUUGUCUCAAAGUAGCAGCCACACCCAGUGCUUUUCCAAUUCCAGCUACCACACACUGGCGUGCGGGGGGCCUGCUACCAGCCAGGCCAGCACUCUGGACAGGAACAGCCCCACCAAGCUCAGUACCAAGUCCCUUGACACAGACACAACAGGCUGGACCCCCUACAGCUAUGUGAACGUGUUAGACUCCCAUUUCCAGAUCAGUGCUCUGGAAGCCAGGUACCCGCCUGAGGACUUCUACAUUGAAUUUAGACACCUCAGCCGUCCCGCUGAGCCACACUCACCAGGUGCUUGUGGGAUGGACAGACGUCAGAACACAUACAUUAUGGACAAAGACUUCAAAGAUUACAUGAAAGAAUCCGUGUGCAGCUCUAGUACUUGUUCCUUGAAUAGCAGUGAAAACCCUUAUGCCACAAUUAAGGACCCGCCCAUUCUCCCCUGCAAGCUUCCAGAAAACAGCUACGUAGAAAUGAAGUCACCUGUGCACAGGGGGUCUCCGUACACAGAUGUGCCAUCCUUGUCGACAUCUAAUAAAAAUAUAUAUGAAGUUGAGCCCACAGUCAGUGUGGUCCAAGAAGGCCGCGGUCAUAACUCCAGCUAUAUCCAGAAUCCAUACGACAUUCCUAGGAACAGCCAUAUUCCUGGUCACUAUGACCUCCUCCCAGUAAGACAAAGCCCUGCCAGGGGGCCCUCCCAGGACAAGCAAGAGGGCUAAGCUUCUCUCUUGCAGCACGCUGAAUAUUCUCUGACUCUCGGAAAGAAGACAACCCCUUGACUUGAAUACUGAUACAGAUUGGCUCCAGCUGCAUAUUACAUUCACCUGGAACUAAAGAAGAGCUUCCAAAUGGGACUUGGAUAAUUGUUCAAAGUCUGUAAACAAAGGCAAAUCCUAUCACCCACCCAUCCCCCAGCCCUUAAUGCCCUGGAUUCUACAAUUUCUAAAGCAUUUAAGAUACCACUACUCAUCAACAUCAGCUAAAAUACAUAUAUUUAACAUUCUGAAAUACGAUGCUUAAAAAGCAUGUAGCAUAGCAAACCUUCCAUGGAGGAAAAGGGGCCUGGGGAGACAAGUGGGUUAAAGCACCUGAAAUGUAUAGAUACUUUUGGUUACUGUUACCAUUGACAUCUGUUUUAUUGCUAAGAUAAUUAGUACACACACCACAAACUAUUCUGUAUUGGUCCUAAAAUACCUGUACCUGUAGGUCUGUCCACUGAAUUACAAGGGCCAAGAUUACAGAAUUCAAUCUGAUGCUGAUGACCUCCAUUUUUUUUUUUUUAAACAAGACUUUGAAGAAAGAAAAAAAAAAAAUAGUUUCCAAAUUGCAGUAGUUUCAGUCUACUGAUUUCUAGGCCAGCUUUACCAAAUUCUGCCAAUUCUAAUUGCCAGAACAGUGCAAGCCAGUCCCAAUCAUAUUAUCACCUUAAAUCUGACACUUGAUUCUGUCCACAUGAAACAGGAAAUAGGGCAUAGAGAUGCUGCUUUAUCAAGUGAUUAGUCGUAAACUAGUAAAAAUUAAGUACCUUUAAAAUUGGCCUAAUUUAUUUAGUUGGGAUUCCUUGACUGUUUGCUUUCAAGCAGUUCUUUGUACAUUUUGAGCUUGAUGUAUUAUGGAACCAAAAAGUGUAGAGGAAAUAAGACAAAUGUGGGUACAUCAAGUUUAUGUUGCUUUUGCUUUAUGCUUUUUGAUGGCUAAAUGACACUAAUGUUCAAAGAAAGAAUGGACUAUAUAACUAAUUGCUGUAAAUUGGUGUAAAAUGUCACAGUAAACAACACAAGAGGAUAUAAAAUGCUUAAAACCACCACAUUCCAAGACGGCCAAAUACAUAUUCCAACAAGCUAAUGCUCCAGAUCCCAGUGUCCGGAUGGCCUGGACCUUCCACUACUAAUGAACCAGGUCAUUGAGGCAUGGACGAUGCCGAAUGGAGCCAACCCCCAACCCUCCAGAGGACCUCUUCACAACAAUGAAACGGGCAGACAAUGGACGCUAAUGACCACACUGAUGCCACUGCAUUCUGGUAAUAGUCCAGCUAGUCAAAAACAUAUCUAUAAAAGGUAUAGAGAAGAAGUAAAUGGCUGCAAGCUUGGAACAUUGUUACCGGAAGUGCACCAGCUCUGAAACCCUUGGUGGAAACUGGAAGUCAGCCAUGGUAUUACUUUGGGCAACAGCAAAAGCAAGAACACUAAUGAGGAAGCCCCCCCCCCCCAUUUUACUCAAGGCAUAGGCAAAGUUUAGUUAGAGGAAAAUAUACAAUACUACAUGAAUGCUGCAUGUGUGCAUGGGCACGAGCAACUAGCAACAGUAAACUGACUUUCAAAAAAGCCUUAUUAAGAUAUAAAUACUAGAAAAUUGCUUUGUAGGCCCAAAUGCAUAUUUGUCAUACAUACAUAGAAAGAACUAGAGAUAAGAGACUUACCUCAGUAUUUCAGGGCUGCAAAUGCUCAAUUAUCUUUGUGAAGCAAGGAGGAAGAAUCAUGGCGAGGUUGGAUCAGCAAAGAGAAACUGCAUCUCAGACCCAGGUUUCAUCUUCUCCCCUUAUCUUGCAUGCACAGUAACCGCUCCCUGGCGUACUGCAAACAAGCAGCAUCGCUCGAGUUUCAACUUUUACCCAUCUUUUGCCAACUACCCUCUGGGCAAGUGUCCAGCAAGAAGUGGAAUGGCUAGAGCACUGGAUCAGACAGAUUUCUGGCAAGUACUGGCCCUCUUUGAGCUCCUUUAUUGCCCUUGCCCCAAAAUAACAGCAGAAGCAGAAAAUAUAAAAGGGAGCCCCAACAAACACUCAGCUCUAGCAUUCUGACUUUUUAAAGCACUGUAGUACAACUCAGCUCAGACAACACAGAGAAGGGCAAGGCAAAGGAUGUGAAUAAUGCAGGGUGACAACAGCUGCCUUCACACAUCUAAGAGUUACUGAUGAAAGACAUUUCAACCUUACAGACCAACUGUGAGAAAUUGUUCUCUAGCACUGUCACAAACAGGUUCAUGGUCAGCCUACACAGGUGCACUGUGCAUUUUACUGGUGACGUGGAAUAAUCUGUUUGCUAUUUUUCAGAAACUACAUUUUCAAUCAAAUUGAUAGGCAUACAAUUCAGAUGAAGAAAGCAACUGUAUAAUGGCAUAAGAGACUAUAAAAUGGCAAUACUUUUUUUAAACCACAGAUUUGUAAUAUAUUUGUUCACUGUGCAGAGGGAUUGUACCUUGUACAAAAUAAAAUGAAUUUCUCAAACUAA
Messenger RNA from Cavia porcellus (domestic guinea pig), 6222 nucleotides. It is a transcript of the gene Megf11, whose product is annotated as multiple EGF like domains 11. Gene Ontology annotation, molecular function: protein binding. The record is from RefSeq and is a predicted model, not a curated record. The transcript has 27 exons. Bases 145 to 3711 code for a protein of 1188 amino acids. Lineage: Eukaryota; Metazoa; Chordata; Mammalia; Rodentia; Caviidae.